UCAGACGAACUGCGGCUCCCAUUCACAGCACUCUCCUGCGCCACCCCACGUCAAGCCACACAGACAGAGCAAACAGAGGAAGAGGGUUCAUAAAUCGUUGCUGCAUUCAUUCGUCCCUCCCGUACCUGUGUGGGCAGGUGUGAGGGGAAUGCGACGUGCAUGCUCUCGAGGACAUGAUUCGGCACGGUGUCGCCCACCCACAGGAACACGCUGCUUGACAGCCGAAUGCCCAGGAAGGCCACGGGACGGUCGAGGAUCUUCUUGGAACCACGAUAGAUGAGCUGGCAGCGGCGACGAGUCGGAUGAGCUGGCAGCGGCGGCGCUUGUCGACGAUUCCAUAUCGUGCACUGCAGAAUCUGAUGGAGCUCAGCGGCGCAAAGAUCUCGUCUUUUCAGCUCAAAGAUCUGAUCGUUGUGAUGAUCUGCGGUACUUGCAGGGCGUAGAUGCUUGGAUGGGUUGAGA
Molecule: messenger RNA, 462 nt
Organism: Vitrella brassicaformis
Lineage: Eukaryota; Vitrellaceae
Source: the annotation of a GenBank genome assembly